AUGAUGGCGCUACGAGUACGGCGGAAAAGUCACAGCUUAUGGUCUGCCGAGCAGGACACGACCACGCCCCUCCAGCGCACUUCCGCCGAAUCGUUGCUCUAUCAGGCCGCGGUGACGGCCCUGCUAAGUAGCAAUAUCGAGUGGUUGUCAGGACAGACCGUAUGGCAGCAAGUGGAGAUGUAUCUGUCACAGAUAUGGGACCCAGCCAAAUCAGCCGGACCGAAGAAAGCUGCUCCUGCUCCUGCUCCUGGUGUGAGCCUGCUCUUGGGCAUCGACCCGGCCUUGUGUCGUCUGGUCCGGGAGAUCUCCUGUCUGGCGCGUCGUACACCAUUGCAGCCGGCUGAUCAGUCAUAUGCAAUGGCUGUUCGAACGGAAUUGGAUCUGAUGAUUGUCAAGAGCACGGGAGAUGCCCAGUCGGGCAAGCGCAGCCCUCCCAGUACUGCUGGUCGUUCUGAAGACGAGAAACACUUCUGGGACGCAACCAAGUUCUACGUGUGUGCUGCCGACGUGCUCCUGCGGAAAACGAUGCACCCUCAUCUGACCGCAGAACAUGCGCACAUCCAGGCUCUGGUCCAGCAAAUGCUUGACAUAUUGAAGCAAAGUAACAUUCAGGGACACUUCUGGAGCCAACAUUACUGCUGGCCGUUUACCAUUCUUGCAUGUGCUUUACUAAAGGAGGAUGAUAUGGUUUACUUGGAUUUGCGGUUGGAGGAAAUCUGGGAAAACUCGCAUUGGGGCGACGUGAAGAGAACGCUAUUGGUCCUAAGACGCAUUUCCAAAGAAAGGUACAGGGGCGGGACAUUCCGUUCUCACUUGACGAUAUCAAACAUCGGUGGCCCUGUCGCCGCGUUUGACUUGUUACUCUUGAAGGAUGGCCUAUCCUUCCUCAUAGAGUCAUAA
Capronia epimyces CBS 606.96 is the source of this 900-nucleotide messenger RNA. RefSeq lists its product as uncharacterized. The record is from RefSeq and is a predicted model, not a curated record. Bases 1 to 900 code for a protein of 299 amino acids. The transcript has a single exon. Lineage: Eukaryota; Fungi; Ascomycota; Eurotiomycetes; Chaetothyriales; Herpotrichiellaceae.